CACCACCGUGAUUUAUUUGAUUACACGUGGGCAUUUUCAGUUGGCAAAUGAAUAAUUUCAGAGUGACUGAGUCAAGUUUUUGACAUAAUACAUUUGAUACUCACUUGUAGCUCAAAUACAUCUCACUUUGCCACGAUGAAUAAUUUUUUAAUAGCUGUCAGUAUUUUUUGUUUAUCAAUUGGAUUGGCUUGUGCCGAUGAAGUUGAUUUAAAACAACUAAAAUGUUUGGUAUGCCGUUCAAGUAUUGAAGAAGUUGAAGGAGUAUUGGCUAAAAUAAAACCAACACAAGACAUGGAAGUUGGUAAUUUUCGUUUAGAUGCUGAUGGAAAUGUUAUUAAAAAAAAAAUACCAUUAUCAAGAUCUGAAAUUCAUAUCUCAGAUGUACUUGAUGAUAUUUGUAAUAGAAUGGAUGAUUAUGUCAGGGCCAAGUACAAGUCAAAUGGUAAAUUGACAAUCAUGAAAUUAAUGACUGAAAAUGGACAAAUGAAUCCUGAUAUGUCUAUCGUUGAUAUCAUUCAAGAUGGUGAUCUCAACAAGAGUCUCAAGCACUAUUGUGAAGAACUUGUUGAAUUGUCUGAAGAUGAUAUUGUUAAAUAUUUCCGUGAUGGAGAAACUGAUGUUAUCAAUAAAGUUUGUACUGAGUCAUCAAAAUUCUGUUCAGAUGAACUUCCAGCUGAUCAAACACCUCAUGAUUAUGAAGCACCAAUUGAUGAACUUGAUGAAUCCACUGAACGAAUGGAACUUUAAAUAAAUAAACUACAAAUUAUUUGAUGAUUUAAAAAAAAAAUUUUAUAUUUAAAUUUUACACAAAAUGUAAUAUUUGUUCUUCUUUUAUUGACAAUAAAUUUCAAUGAUUUUAUAAAUUAUAAUGUUGGUGGAAUUAUAAUUAAACUGUCCUUGAAAAAUGUAGAUAGAAAAAAAAACAAAUUUUAAUCUUUAAACUGAUGAUAUUGAGAAUAAAACAAACACUGCUGUUUUUUUUUUUUUGUUUAAAUUAAUUUGAACUAGUUGAACGUUGUCUUAAUCAAACAUUACAAAACACUCACUGAUAAAAAAAAAAAUACUAAUGAAGAUAAGC
Aphidius gifuensis is the source of this 1078-nucleotide messenger RNA. It is a transcript of the gene sel, whose product is annotated as protein seele. Bases 136 to 747 code for a protein of 203 amino acids. Gene Ontology annotation, cellular component: endoplasmic reticulum. The record is from RefSeq and is a predicted model, not a curated record. Lineage: Eukaryota; Metazoa; Arthropoda; Insecta; Hymenoptera; Braconidae. The transcript is spliced from 4 exons.